AUGGCUGCUUUGUCUGAUAAACUAGCCGAUGCUUACCAGAACGCAAGGCCUAGAUAUCCGAUCGACUGGUUCACCAAGCUUGCUGCUAGAACCGGUCAACACAAAUUAGCUUGGGAUGUCGGUACCGGCAACGGUCAAGCCGCCAUUGGUCUCGCAGAGUACUUCGAGAAAGUUGUGGCCACAGACAUAAACGAAGCACAACUGAAACGAGCGGUGAAACACGAGCGAAUCAGUUACCAUCACACUCCGACAGAGUUCUCUGAAGACAAAAUGGUUGCUCUUGUCGGCGGAGAUAACUCCGUUGACCUCAUCGUAGCUGCACAAGCCGUUCACUACUUCGAUCUCCAACCAUUCUACAACAUAGCCAAAC
This is a messenger RNA of Eruca vesicaria subsp. sativa (arugula), 370 nucleotides long. NCBI's taxonomy places the organism in Eukaryota, Viridiplantae, Streptophyta, Magnoliopsida, Brassicales, Brassicaceae. The record is from the annotation of a GenBank genome assembly.